This is a messenger RNA of Cryphonectria parasitica EP155, 1142 nucleotides long. RefSeq lists its product as uncharacterized. The coding region runs from base 48 to 1142 and encodes 364 amino acids. The transcript is spliced from 4 exons. NCBI's taxonomy places the organism in Eukaryota, Fungi, Ascomycota, Sordariomycetes, Diaporthales, Cryphonectriaceae. The record is from RefSeq and is a predicted model, not a curated record.
GUUGCGCACCAGUUUCGCAAAAGAGAAGACUCGAUCAUCUUCUCACCAUGGACUCUUAUCUCCUCAAGGCUGCGGUUCUGUAUGCCCUCUCUGCGGCUUCCCGUACCUGUACCGCCGUGGAUGACAUUCUGCAGAGUGCGUACACCGCAACUGCAUUAUUUGACUCUCUCACAUACGAGCUGCUCGACCUCAAAGUUCCGCUCGAGCGCCUAGGAGAUCCCGACCUCGUCAUACCUCGUCAGCUGCAGCCUCCGAUAUUAAAGAUCGUGCGCAGCUGUGGAGAUGUGCUUUCCCACAUCGACGAGUGGGUUGAAAAAACCCCCCGCGACGCACAUCAGGACGCAAUUCCGUCCACCGAUAACCUUCAGCAACUGCAUAGCAAUCUGUGUACCUGUCGAAGAGCCUUACAACUGGCGCUCGAGGCAGUGAACCUGGCAGGACCGGAAGACGAUGCUAUUGACGCCAAUUUCUUCGGCACAUACCUCGAUCACGACACAAGAAGGCUUCUAGCUCUGAUUCGUCGAAUGCUGCAACAAGUUCAAGAGGGUGAUCGUGAAGACCCCCUGAAGCAGGCACUUUGGUCUUCUCUCGAUGAGGUGCGGCUGUACAUACAAAGCAAGUGUCGAAAUCAGGAAGACAAAAAGCCCAGCCUCAUUCAAGCCCUCGAGGCAGCAUCCUGCGGAGGAAGUCAAAUGAGCGAGCGUGAUGAGUUAAGCAUGGCCUCAAGAAUGACCCCCGAACCAGGACCAGCAGACUCGCCACCAGCUGCCGUUGCCACUGAAAACCGCAAGGGUACAAACAAACUCCCUCUCGGUCCCGUCGCUGCAGAGCUCUCCCUCUCGUCCCUCGUCAGAGAGAACCAUGGAGAAAACUCUGGCGGACGAUUCUACUUCGGUGGCCAGCAGCGCUCUGGAUACGUGCGGGCAAUCCUCGGUGGUUUCUUACACAUCACGUGGUUCUACAUCGUCGUAUCCCUCAAGCUCAGGUUCAAGAGAGCUCUCGAACACUUUUAUUCCCAUGUCGGCCCCGAAACAUACUCAGCAGCAGCGGCGAACAUUGACUUCGAUGGACGAAGAAGACGUGGUGGCCUCGCCGUCACACGCAACACCAACAGCUACCAACACCCCGUCUCCAGUUGUUAA